AUGGCCCAACCAGUGAUCGAUGAGGAGGACGAUCCUUCCUGGAUCUAUGAUGACGUCUUCCGAAUAGCUCGCUUUGAAGGAGAUCCUCGAUGCAAGCGUAGCGUUAUCCACCGACUAGACACAACGUUAACUCUCACACACGGCCACAAACCUAAGAAAUGGGGCUUCGCUAUUAUACGCACCGCUUACGGCCCUGGAUCGCACCAGAACUUCGAGCAUGCUCUUGAGAUUAUAAACAAUAUCGCCCAGCACUGGGUUGAAGACGAAGUCGAGGGUCUCAAGUUCCGAAUUACCCAGGGUAAAGAAACGGACUUCCGAUAUAAGGAUGUUCCUGUCGAGGUUGACACGCGCCCAAACGAGGAAUUUUUACGCUGCUAUGAGAAUGACGUUGUGGAGGAUCAGAGUCUGGACAACGCCUCUUUCGCUGCGGUGCGCGAAUAUUUCAAGACCUGGAUUGCAUCCAAGGGGGGCAGGUCGGACGUUGGGAAUACAAGAUACGUUGCGUGCAUCAUGCUCGAUGCCGAGACGCUCUCUCAGCUUGCUACUGCGCCUAAAGGCUUUCCUCACGGCUAUGAUGUUUACAGCUCCUCAUAUUGGGUCAAGAUGGUCGACGUGGAGGCGAGUCCUGACGAGGCGAUUCAUGUACGUGUGCGUGGAGCUGACGAUUUGAUAAAAUAUUGGUUCACGCGGAACAUGAUACGAAGCCAUGUGUUGACACACAGGAAAGAUCGCGAAUAUCCAGGAGUUCUUUACUUUGGCGACCCGCCGUCAUUAGGAUUUGAGGAAAUGGAGUGGCCACCGCUUCCCUAG
Molecule: messenger RNA, 810 nt
Organism: Fusarium venenatum
Lineage: Eukaryota; Fungi; Ascomycota; Sordariomycetes; Hypocreales; Nectriaceae
Source: RefSeq, a predicted model, not a curated record